CGCCCAACAGCCCGACUGCUUUGGCCGGCCCUUCUCUCCCUUUCAGUCGCGAUAUGAUAUAGCGCUGCUCUCUACAAUUGGCGCACCAUGGCGCUGGACGGAUCCAGCGGUUAUGCUGCUCCCAGCAAUCUAGCUGAGCCCGCCGACUCGUCUCUCCCCAUGUUCGAUGUCCAACGUGUUCAGCUUCAGUUUUCGAUAGCGGCCGACUUCGUCGCUGCGCAAGUGGCUAACAAUGUGCUUAUCCUGGCUCUAUCGACCGGUCGAAUCCUCCGGAUAGACCUGGAUACCCCCGAAGACAUCGACGAUAUCGACCUUCCCAAGAAAUCCUCCGAGACAGGACUGAUUCGUCGGAUGUUCCUCGACCCUUCUGCGUCCCAUUUGAUCAUCACUACGACUCUGGGUGAAAACUACUACCUUCAUACGCAAUCGAGACAACCGAAACCGCUGUCGCGCUUAAAGGGAGUUUCAAUUGAAAGCGUUGCCUGGAAUCCAUCGCUUCCCACGGCUUCAACUAGAGAGAUUCUGCUGGGUACCACGGAUGGCAGUGUCUACGAGGUUUACAUUGAACCGUCAACCGAAUUCUAUCGGCGCGAAGAGAGAUAUGUCACUGCAGUUUACAAAGUUCCUGACGGAUCACCUGUCACGGGCAUUUGGACGGAGCAAAUACCCGCGAAAACCGAUCAGAGACGAAUGCUUGUCGCAACCCAUGGGAAACUGAUCCACUUCAUAGGACGGGCAGGGAGAAAUGGAAGAGAAGGCGGAGGCUCUAUAUAUGCGGAUCUUUUCCAAAGAGAAACUCCAUUCAUCCAUGAAGUCAAGGCCCCUUCGACUUCCGCGCCAUCUGCCCUGGCUAUUUCGCCCACUGCGGCUGAGGAUACAGACAGUCAUUCAGGGAAGGAGUUUGCGUGGUUGAGUUCGCACGGCGUAUAUCACGGUCCGCUUCCAUAUGACGGGGUGAAGAUGGAUCAACCCUUUGGAGAUUCGAAAAUGCUUCCGCGCUCGUUAUUCCCAGCAACCGAGUCCGCACGGGGAGGCAGGAAAAUGAUACAAGAUCCCAUCACUGCUAUGACGCUGUCCCCAUGGCACAUACUGACACUUGUUGAGGGAAGGGUGGUCGCUGUCAACCGUCUUAAUGAUGAAAUCGUCUAUGACCAGGCGGUUCUAGAACCGGGACAAAGCACACUGGGUCUUUUGACGGACUCUGUACAGAACACGUUCUGGCUAUUCACAGGCAAGGAGAUCUACGAGAUUGUUGCUCAUGACGAAGACCGGGAUGUGUGGAAGGUUCUUCUCCAGAGGCAACAAUUUGACGAAGCUCUGAAGUAUGCCCGUGGAAGUACCCAAAAAGAUGCCGUCUCCACUGCUUCUGGUGACUUUUUAGCCAGCAAAGGUCGAUACCUGGACGCAGCUAAAGUAUGGGGCAAGAGCAGCAAGGGUUUUGAGGAGGUUUGCUUGACGCUAAUCAACCGUGGUGAGCAUGAUGCUCUGCGUCAUUACCUACUCUCCCAGCUGUCGACAUAUAGAAAGUCAUCUGCGAUGCAGAGGAUCAUGGUGGCGAGCUGGCUCGUCGAGGUUUUCAUGUCCAAGCUGAACUUUCUCGAUGACAAGAUAGCCACCCGAGCGGGAGUAGCUGAGGGCACAAGUACUGAAGAAGUCAAGGAUCAACUGCGCACUCUUCGAACCGAAUUCGAGGAGUUUGUUACAAAAUACAAAUCGGAUUUGGACAAGAAGACGGUAUACGACAUCAUCACUAGCCAUGGCCGAGAAGAGGAGCUGCUUUACUUUGCUACAGCGACCAACGAUCUCAACUAUGUUUUGUCAUACUGGACUCAGCGCGAGAAAUGGUCAGAGGCGCUCAAUGUCUUGUCAAAGCAAAGCGAUCCGGAUGUGUUUUACAAAUAUAGCAGUGUCCUCAUGACCCACACUGCGACUGGGUUGGUCGAUAUAUUGAUGCGCCAGACGAAUCUCGACCCUGAGAAGCUUAUUCCGGCGUUGCUGAACUACAACAAAGCCGUGAAUGCACCACUCGGUCAGAACCAGGCUGUGCGAUACCUCAACUUCAUAAUCGUCAACCAUCCCAGGCCAUCGGCAGCCGUGCACAACACCUUAAUAUCGAUCCAUGCGUCAAGCUCCUCAUCCUCCGAGGCUGGUCUUCUCACCUACCUCCAAUCGCAACCGUCUUCCCCACCUCCAUACGACGCCGACUUUGCCCUCCGUCUGUGCAUCCAGAACCAGCGCGUCCAAUCCUGCAUCCACAUCUACAGUGCGAUGGGACAGUAUCUCCAAGCCGUCGAGCUGGCUCUAAAGCAUAAAGAUAUCGAACUAGCCGCGAUUGUCGCCGACCGACCCGACGGCAACGACAAGCUCCGCAAAAAGCUCUGGCUCCUCGUCGCCGAGAAAAAGAUCCAACAACCAGGCACCGGCAUCAAGGAUGCCAUUGAAUUCCUCCGUCGCUGCGAACUCCUCCGCAUCGAAGACCUCAUCCCCUUCUUCCCGGAUUUUGUCGUCAUCGACGACUUUAAAGAUGAAAUCUGCACCGCCCUAGAGGAUUACUCCCGACAUAUCGACGCCCUCCGACAAGAAAUGGACAACUCGGCACAAACAGCCCGCCAGAUCCGCUCCGAGAUCGCAGAGCUAGAUACGCGGUAUGCGAUUGUCGAGCCGGGCGAAAAGUGCUGGAUCUGCUCGCUGCCUGUUCUCAGUCGUCAGUUCUUCGUCUUCCCCUGCCAACACGCCUUCCACAGUGAUUGUCUGGGUAAAGAGGUUCUUGAGGGAGCAGGCGGGAAGAAGAAAUACAUUCGCGAUUUACAAGCGCAGUUGAGUAGAGGCGAUAUAACAUCCUCCAAACGAGAGGAGAUCGUCAAGGAAUUGGAUGGGUUGGUUGCUGAGGCUUGUAUCCUCUGCGGUGACCACGCAAUCAAACAAAUCGAGAAACCAUUCAUCACGAACGCAAGUGAGGUGGACGAUUGGGCUUUGUAAUGAGCCUUCCCUACACUACUCCGUCCGAACACUUUUUAUUUUCUUGCUUACGUAUUGUGUCGUUUUUAUCUGGCCAAAUCGGCCAGUGCAUCCUUUUUAUGAGCGUUGUGUUGUAGGGUUUGAUAUGAAUGGUUUUGAAACAGCCUUUAUGAUUUCCUUUUUUUGCGGUUUCUCUUCUAGUAUAGGAAUCUUACGUAUUUAUAUUAUUCCCUAGGGCUUGGUUUGAUACAAUGUAUACCAGAUAACUAAAUACAGCCUCAUUCAAUAGUAAAUAUAGAUACAGCAUCUAAC
Aspergillus wentii DTO 134E9 is the source of this 3270-nucleotide messenger RNA. RefSeq names its product vacuolar protein sorting protein DigA. Gene Ontology annotation, biological process: endosome organization; intracellular protein transport; vacuole organization. The coding region runs from base 88 to 2979 and encodes 963 amino acids. NCBI's taxonomy places the organism in Eukaryota, Fungi, Ascomycota, Eurotiomycetes, Eurotiales, Aspergillaceae. Gene Ontology annotation, molecular function: protein-macromolecule adaptor activity. The transcript is spliced from 3 exons. The record is from RefSeq and is a predicted model, not a curated record. Gene Ontology annotation, cellular component: HOPS complex; endosome.